AUGGCGGUUGGUGAUGCCACCAUUAAACGUAUUUUUAUCCUAAUAUGUAUAAUUGGACUAUUCGGAAUAGCCACACUAGCUCUUGCAGCUGCCACUCUUGGUACCCUCCAUAAACGUUUUGAUUCAAUUAUUUCGAAAACAACAACAACGAAUAGGCCGAAUCUCAAAUCGACGUUGGCUGAAACCAUUCGAAUCGAAGAUCUUAUGGGUCACUUAAGACAAUUACAACGUAUAGCCGAUGAAUCAAAUGGUACACGAGCUAUUAAUACGCGAGGAUUCAAUCAAACUGUAGACUAUAUAGAAAAAUAUUUAAAUGAACAUGUGACUGGCUUGAAAGUGAUGAGAGAAACUUUUCAAGUGAGAAAUUUUGAUAUUGCAUCAGAUCCAAUCUUACUGUCAUCAAUAAAUGAAACAAUAAAAAACUACACGUAUUCAAAAAUACUUGCUAGAUCUGAUUUUACUUAUGUCACAUAUUCGACUUCAGCGAACUUUCCAGAUUAUGUUCGUGUAAUCAAUAUUCCGAAUUUUGGCUGUUUAGCAAGCGAAUGGGAGAAUGCAGCAGGUUUUGUUGCGCUUGUCAAAGCUGGGGGCAAAUGCACAUAUGCCGAAAAGGGUAUUUUAGCGAGAAACAAUAGCGUUCGAGCUAUAUUAUUUUAUAAUAAUGGCGAAACCAGUGCCAACCUUGCACCAAUAAUUGCACGUUUACGUCAUACAAAUGAAUUACCUGCACUUUAUUUAUCUUAUGCGGCUGGACAAACCCUUGCUAAUGCUACUUUUCUAACUUCAGUCACGGUUAAGAUUUCCAUUGAAUUACAAGAUUUAGGAACUUUCCCAGUUGAUAAUAUUUGUGCUGAUACUAUCGAAGGAAGUAACACAGAAACCAUUGUCGUAGGAAGUCACAGUGAUAGUGUUCCAGCUGGACCAGGUAUUAACGAUAAUGGUAGUGGAACAGCGGCUAAUCUUGUUCUGGCAACAAAUUUAGCUCGUCUAUAUCAAACAACGAGCUACACUAAAUACAAGUAUCGUGUUCGUUUUUGUUGGUGGGGUGCAGAAGAGAUUGGCUUAGCUGGAUCAAGUUACCAUGUUCAAAAAGCGAAGAAUGCAAUUACUCCAGGUGAACGUCUAUCUGAUUAUUUGAUCAAUCUCAACUUCGAUAUGGCAGGUUCACCUAAUUUUAUUUUUGGAAUCUAUGACGCAAAUACAGCACCAAGCGAGACACCAGUGCAAGCAUUGCCUGGUAGCAGAAAAGUCACAGAGUUAUAUCGUGAUUGGCUCAUUGGGCAGAAUUUACCAUGGGAUUAUAGAGAUUUCAAUGGUCGCAGUGAUUAUGGUCCAUUUUUGGAAGCAUGUGUAGUUGCUGGAGGUGUUGCAACUGGAUCAGAUGCUAUAAAAACGGCAGUGCAACGCGAAAAGUAUCGUAAUUCUGUUGGAGACAAUAAUGCCGGUUUCGCAGGAGCCAUUCUUGACCCAUGUUAUCAUCUACCAUGUGAUACUAUAGCGAAUAUCCAUAAAUUCGGCUAUGAAAAUCUGAUUCAAGCAGCUGCAUUCGGACUCGAACAUCUAGGUCAGCAUUCAAACCUGUCCCAGUGGUUGUACCCAACUGGACGAUGUUACAUAUGA
This is a messenger RNA of Rotaria socialis, 1620 nucleotides long. The record is from the annotation of a GenBank genome assembly. Lineage: Eukaryota; Metazoa; Rotifera; Eurotatoria; Philodinida; Philodinidae.